This is a messenger RNA of Chinchilla lanigera (long-tailed chinchilla), 1671 nucleotides long. RefSeq names its product SAMM50 sorting and assembly machinery component (gene Samm50). Gene Ontology annotation, cellular component: outer membrane; SAM complex. Lineage: Eukaryota; Metazoa; Chordata; Mammalia; Rodentia; Chinchillidae. Gene Ontology annotation, biological process: mitochondrial respiratory chain complex assembly; protein insertion into mitochondrial outer membrane. The transcript has 15 exons. The coding region runs from base 161 to 1570 and encodes 469 amino acids. The record is from RefSeq and is a predicted model, not a curated record.
GGCACAGGAGGGCAACAUGGCUGCCCCCAGUGCGCCGCUUCCGGGGGCUUGUGGGAGUAGCCCUGACCCGCAGCCGUAGCACCGUGCUCCCUGUGCACUCACCAGCAGAGCCUCGGUCGCGCUCCGCUAGCUCUGCAAGGCUGCGGCUGCGGAGGGAGCCAUGGGGACCGUGCAUGCCCGGAGUCUGGAGCCCCUGCCCGCCAGUGGCCCUGACUUUGGAGGAUUAGGCGAAGAAGCUGAAUUCCUUGAAGUUGAACCUGAAGCUAAACAGGAAAUUCUGGAAAACAAAGAUGUCGUUGUGCAGCACGUUCAUUUUGAUGGACUCGGAAGGACUAAAGAUGAUAUCAUCAUCUGUGAAAUCGGAGAGGUCUUCAAGGCCAAGAACCUCAUUGAGGUCAUGCGGAAAUCUCAUGAAGCCCGUGAAAAGCUGCUUCGUCUCGGGAUCUUUAGACAAGUGGACGUUUUGAUCGAUACGUGUCAAGGUGAUGACGCACUUCCCAAUGGGCUAGAUGUCACCUUUGAAGUGACUGAGUUAAGGAGGUUGACAGGCAGUUACAACACCAUGGUCGGAAAUAACGAAGGCAGCAUGGUCCUCGGCCUCAAGCUCCCCAAUCUGCUGGGCCGUGCAGAAAAAGUGACUUUCCAGUUUUCUUAUGGCACCAAAGAAACGUCCUACGGCCUGUCCUUCUUCAAACCGCAGCCUGGGAACUUCGAGAGAAACUUCUCGGUAAACCUGUACAAAGUCACCGGACAGUUCCCGUGGAGCUCGCUGCGGGAGACGGACCGAGGAGUGUCCGCCGAGUACAGCUUCCCCAUAUGGAGGACCAGCCACACUGUCAAGUGGGAGGGCGUGUGGCGGGAGCUGGGCUGCCUCUCCAGGACCGCGUCCUUCGCUGUGCGGAAAGAGAGCGGACACUCGCUGAAGUCGUCGCUCUCGCACGCCAUGGUCAUCGACUCGCGGAACUCUUCCAUCCUGCCCAAGCGGGGGGCCCUGCUGAAGGUGAACCAGGAACUAGCGGGCUACACUGGCGGGGACGUGAGCUUCCUGAAGGAGGACUUCGAGCUGCAGGUGAACAAGCACCUCGUGUUGGAUUCGGUUGUCUCUGCGUCGCUGUGGGGUGGAAUGUUGGUGCCCAUCGGGGACAAGCCGUCCAGCAUCGCGGACAGGUUCUGCCUCGGAGGGCCCACCAGUGUCCGCGGAUUCGGCAUGCACAGCAUCGGGCCCCAGAGUGAAGGGGACUACCUGGGUGGUGAGGCAUACUGGGCCGGAGGCCUACACCUGUACACCCCGCUGCCCUUCCGGCCAGGCCAGGGUGGCUUCGGAGAGCUUUUCAGAACCCACUUCUUCCUCAACGCGGGAAACCUCUGCAACCUCAACUACGGGGAGGGCCCCCGAGCCCACAUCCGCAAGCUGGCCGAGUGCAUCCGCUGGUCCUACGGCGCCGGCAUCGUCCUCCGGCUCGGCAACAUCGCACGGCUGGAGCUGAACUACUGCGUCCCCAUGGGCGUGCAGCGGGGCGACAGGAUCUGCGACGGCGUCCAGUUCGGAGCUGGGAUAAGGUUCCUGUAGCUGGGCUGCCUCAGGCGUCCGCGCUCCUGGAACCCUCGCAGCCAAGCGAGCCGGGCCUCGUCCUCGCCAGCAAACGUGUCAAUAAAUUGUGAGGACACAUA